UUACGUCGAUACAGUUGGAAAGAAAAUUCGGCAUUAACGUGUCGUGCAAUUUUUUCAAGGAGCCCCAGAAAAAUAACCUGUACUCAACCUGCUAAAUUAGUGCUUAACCAACUGAUAUAUAUAUAUAUUAUUUAAUUCGUUGGCUUUACUGUGCAAAAAUUUUUGGAGUCAGUUCGCAAGCGCACAGACUAAAGUGGAAAAAAAGUACAUGAAAAUCGGGUCAGUUCGGUUGUUUCCGCGCAACUGCAGCUGUAUUAGUGAUAGCGACGAUAACACAGGCGCAACAUUGAGUAAAACAAAAUAUACAUUCCUGCACAGUUCGGUAUUUAUGCAAAAAUUGUGAUUUAAGAAGUUUGUAAAUUGACGACAUAAGUCGAAUAAUAUAAUUAUGUUGAAGUUUAUACGGGGAAAGGGUCAGCAGCCAACAGCUGAACGACAACGACUACAGAAGGAGCUCUUUGCAUAUCGCAAGACCGCUCAACAUGGUUUCCCGCACAAACCCUCUGCUUUGGCAUAUGAUCCAGUUUCAAAACUUAUGGCUAUUGGAACACAGACUGGAGCUGUCAAAGUCUUUGGUCAACCAGGCGUUGAGCUAUAUGCACAACAUACCUUGGUCAAUAACUCAGCAUCUGAAUUAAACGUUCAACUACUUGAAUGGGUUUAUGGCACUGGUCGUAUACUCUCAUUAACUGCAGCAAAUCAACUUAUAUUGUGGGAGCCAGUGGGAACAACGCUGGUACCAAUUAAAACUCUUCCCUUUGAUGGAAAGUUGAAAAAAGUAUCUUCAUUAUGUUGCUCGCUAAACAACUAUCUUGUAUGGAUCGGAACUGAAGGCGGCAACAUCUAUCAGUUCGACUUAAAGUCUUUUACUAUACGUGAACCUGUCAUAUAUCAUGAUAUGGUAUUGGAAAAAGUACCACCAAGUUACAAACUCAAUCCAGGUGCUAUCGAGUCAAUACGCCAACUUCCCAAUGCACUAAACAAACUACUUAUCGCUUACAAUCGCGGACUUUGUGUAUUGUGGGACUUGGAUCAGUCAGCUGUUGAACGUGCUUACAUUGCGCCCGGUCAUGGUCAAAGUGUAGGUUUGUUUGUCAACUCUACUGGUACGGAAUUCAAUUGGUACCAUGCAGAUGGCUCUUACGCCAGCUGGAUCAUUGCAAGUGAGGAACCACCCGAAAAUGUAAAUUAUGUCCCUUAUGGUCCAGACCCAUGCAAAAGUAUAAAUAGGCUUUAUAAAGGAAAGCGAGGAUGCAAUGAUGUAAUAGUUUUUUCUGGAGGCAUGCCGCGCUCAGCCUAUGGAGACCAUAACUGCGUUUCGAUACAUGGCAGCGACGGAAAAAGAAUCUGCCUUGAUUUUACGUCGAAAGUAAUUGAUUUCUUUGUAACAUAUAAAGAAGAAAGCGAUGAUUUACAGGUGCUGGUUGUGUUGCUUGAGGAAGAGUUGUGCGCUUAUGAUCUCACUGAUGCUAAAGUUCCUGCAGUUAAAGCGCCUUAUCUGCAAUCGGUACAUGCCUCAGCAGUGACGUGUAAUUAUCUGGCCUCACAAGUUAGUCAGGCAGUGUAUAAACGCAUUUUACUCGCUGGAGAUGAACAAAACAUAGACUAUAGCAGCAUUGACUGGCCCGUAACAGGCGGUGUUUUACCAGUUGGACUUGUGGAGUCUUGUGACGGAACAAUGCAGGAGUACGAGAUACUUUUAACUGGUCACGAGGACGGUUCUGUUAAGUUUUGGGAUUGCUCUGGAGUGCUUCUUAAACCGAUAUAUAAUUUUAAGACAGCAAAUAUUUUUGGUCAUGAAAAUCACGACGAUACUGCAAUUGAAAGCAAUGAACAGAUUGAUGAAGGAGAACCACCUUUUCGUAAAUCGGGUCUAUUUGAUCCAUAUUCAGACGAUCCUCGCUUAGCAGUAAAAAAAAUAGCGUUAUGCCCCAAAACAGGUCAAUUGAUAGUGGGGGGCACUGCAGGACAAAUUGUUAUAGCCGACUUUAACGGUGAUGCCCCAGAGCGUGGUGUGUUAAAACUGAACUCUAUGAACUUGGUUAGUGAUCGUGACGGCUUUGUGUGGAAAGGCCACGAUCAGUUGAAUGUCCGUCCCAAUUUAUUAGCUGAAGAAUCUGGACCAAUAAGUGAAAGUGGCGUCAGCAUAACAGGCGUGUUGCAAGUACUGCCACCAGCUAGCAUUACAAGUCUAGCAUUAGAAGCUAAUUGGGGAUUAGUAUCCGGAGGUACAGCGCAUGGUUUGGUGUUAUUUGAUUUCAAAAACUUUGUACCGGUAUUUCAUCGUUGCACAUUAAAUCCAAGCGAUUUAACUGGUGCUGGUGACCAACUUUCGCGUCGUAAAUCAUUUAAGAAAUCGCUUCGCGAAUCGUUUCGUAAACUGCGUAAAGGAAGGUCAACUCGCAAUAAUCCCAACAGUCAUGUGCCAACUACAUUGGAAGCGCGUCCUGUUGAAAGGCAGAUAGAAGCACGCUGCACUGACGAUGGGAUGGGGUCUAUGGUGCGUUGUUUACUGUUUGCUAAAACGUAUAUAACCAAUGUUAAUAUAACCUCUCCAACUUUGUGGUCCGCCACUAACGCCAGUACCGUUUCGGUAUUCCUUUUACAUUUACCACCAGCACAAACCGCAGCCACCAGUGAACCACCAGCUAGUGGCAAUGCGACACCACAGGCACCGCGUCGCAUAUCUGCACAACUAGCCAAGGAAAUUCAGUUAAAACAUAGGGCACCUGUUAUAGGCAUUUCUAUAUUUGACCAAAGUGGAUCCCCUGUUGACCAGUUAAACUCUGGGGAAAAUGGUACACCACCCCAUCGUGUUCUUAUUGCUUCCGAAGAACAGUUUAAAGUUUUUUCCUUACCCCAAUUAAGACCUAUUAACAAGUACAAGUUGACGGCUAACGAAGGUGCCCGUAUACGCCGCAUACACUUCGGCUCGUUUAGCUGUCGUGUCUCGCAUGAGCUCUUGCAAAGUAUAAAUGGGACCAGUCCAACAAAAUCUGCUAGAUCUCACGAUGGCGGGGAAGGAGUAGCAAAUACAAGUCUACCUUUACCAGCACGUGAUAGUGAGGUUUACCAUGAGAUGGCAUUAAUUUGUUUAACCAACAUGGGCGACAUUAUGGUGUUAUCAGUGCCAGAGUUAAAACGUCAAUUAAAUGCAGCAGCAGUAAGACGAGAGGAUAUUAAUGGCAUUUCGUCGCUUUGCUUUACUAAUAGCGGUGAGGCAUUGUAUAUGAUGUCAUCUUCAGAGUUGCAACGAAUUGCUUUAUCUACCUUCCAAGUCAUACAACCCACAGGCUUCGUAUCGGUCGAACCUUUCGAGACCGAUGACAACGAAUCUACAAUUCAAGCCAUCGAAGAUGAUAAUAGCGAUAAAAACGUCAAUUCAAACGAUGAUAGUGCUGAAAACGGGGCCAGUACAACCAGAACUGAACCACCGAUUGCGAAGCAACGCGCUAAAGCGCUUGAGCUUAGCAUUGAAAACAAUAGUAUUCCGCUAACUAACGGCUUAAAUACCAGCAAUUCGCCCAAUCGAGCAAAUGAGACCAUCACCAGUUCUAUAGGUGACAUAACUGUCGACUCUGUUCGCGAUCAUUUGAAUACCACUACAACAACGCUAUGUUCCACAACUACAGAAGAAACUGUCGGUCGCUUGUCAGUGCUUAGCACACAAACAAACCAAACUACAACAAACGUAAAUAUGAAGGAUAUGUCUAAUAUAAAUAUACAAAAUUUACUAGAUUUGGCGUCAAGAGGCAAUAGCACAGAAACCAGUACAAGCUCUGUCAUCAUAAAGUCUACCAUAACAAGCAUAUCACAUGAACAGACCAACGGGGAAAACGAAACUCUAAAGACUAAAACUACAACGCACGAGGAAAGCGAAUUUUAGACAACAUACAAAAGCAACGUUUUAAAACAGUUUUAAGCACUUACAAUAGUAUUUUCAUUAUUAACAAUAAUUUGUAAUAUAAAAUCUGUCGACAUAACACUUAUUAAUGCAUAAGUCGCAGCUAGACUUA
Drosophila hydei is the source of this 4016-nucleotide messenger RNA. RefSeq names its product protein lethal(2) giant larvae (gene l(2)gl). Gene Ontology annotation, molecular function: myosin II binding; GTPase activator activity; syntaxin binding. The record is from RefSeq and is a predicted model, not a curated record. The transcript has 9 exons. Gene Ontology annotation, cellular component: cytoplasm; plasma membrane; cortical actin cytoskeleton. Gene Ontology annotation, biological process: establishment of spindle orientation; cortical actin cytoskeleton organization; regulation of establishment or maintenance of cell polarity. Bases 389 to 3886 code for a protein of 1165 amino acids. Lineage: Eukaryota; Metazoa; Arthropoda; Insecta; Diptera; Drosophilidae.